Morchella importuna is the source of this 717-nucleotide messenger RNA. RefSeq lists its product as uncharacterized. Gene Ontology annotation, biological process: mRNA splicing, via spliceosome. NCBI's taxonomy places the organism in Eukaryota, Fungi, Ascomycota, Pezizomycetes, Pezizales, Morchellaceae. Gene Ontology annotation, cellular component: U2 snRNP. The coding region runs from base 1 to 717 and encodes 238 amino acids. Gene Ontology annotation, molecular function: U2 snRNA binding; protein binding. The transcript is spliced from 5 exons. The record is from RefSeq and is a predicted model, not a curated record.
AUGAGAUUGACCACUGAGCUCCUCGCGAGCGCCCCGAGCUAUCUCAACCCAUUGAAUGAUCGUGAGCUUGAUCUACGAGGCCAUAAAAUACCAGCGAUUGAAAAUUUGGGUGUCGCGGGACCACAAGACGCAAUCGACUUCACCGACAACGACAUCCAGCAACUCGGCAACUUCCCCCUCUCCGAGCGCCUCAAGACCCUCCUGCUCGCCAGGAACCGCGUCUCCACGAUCCAGCCCACACUGGCAAACUCCAUACCCAACCUCCAAGUGCUGGCUCUCGCCUCCAACAACCUCUCCGAGCUGUCUGAUCUGGACCCGUUGGCAAAGUUUCAGCGCCUGACGCAUUUGUCGUUGUUGGAUAACCCUGUUACCAGGAAAGAGAACUACCGUUAUUGGGUCAUCUGGCGUUGCCCUAGCGUCCGCUUCUUGGACUACCAGAAGGUUAAAGAUGCUGAGCGCAAGCGCGCGGUCGAGCUUUUUGGAACCGAGAAGGAGCCAUCCCCUCUUGCAGCUAAAAUAAUGGGCGUCAAAUCCAAGACAUUCGACGUCGGCGAACCCCUCAACGGCGGCAAGAAGGAGACCACCGUCCGCCUGACAGCCGAAGAAAGGAAGAGCAUCGAGGCCAGGAUCAGGAACGCAAAGAGCCUGGACGAGAUUGCGAGGUUGGAGAGGGAGCUGAGAGAGGGCCCCAUGGUGGGGGAGCAUAUGGAGCAGUAG